AUGGUGGUGGUGGGGAUGGUGGUGGUGGGGAUGGUGGUGGGGGGGAAGGGUGAUGGUGGUGAAGGUGGUGGUGGAGAUAGUGGUGGUGGUGAUGGUGGUGGUGGGGAUGGUGGUGGUGGUGAUGGUGAUGGUGGAGAUGGUGGUGGUGGGGAGGGUGGUCGUGGGGAUGGCGGUGGUGGGGAGGGUGGUGGUUGUGAUGGUGGUGGUGGUGAUGGUGGUGGGGAUGGUGGUGGUGGCGAUGGUGGUGGUGGCAAUGGUGGUGGGGAUGGUGGUGGUGGGAUUGUUGGAGGUGAUGAGUGGCGAGAGGUGAGGCUUGGGGGCCGGGGAGAGGGUGGAAGGUCGGGAGGAGGGGGGUGCGGAGGGGGUAAUGGAGGUGAGGGUGGGGGAAAGGGAGGAGGUGAGGGAGGGGAGGAGGGAGGAGGUGAGGGAGGAGGAGGGGGAGGAGGAGGCGGAGUAGGUGCCAGAGCUGGCUGUUGUGUUGCAAAACAGAUGGGUUUGGAAGGGGGGGGGGAGGAAGGGGAGUUGGGGAAGGGGGUGGUGAUGGGGGUGGGGGUGACGAUGGCGGUGGCGAGAGGAGUGGGGGAGGUGGAGGAGGGGAGGGAAGAGGAGGAGAGGGAGGAGGAGGAGAAGGUGGGCUGUGAGGAGGAGGAGAGGGCGGAGGGGAGGGAGGAGGAGGAGAGGGCGGGCGGGAAGGAGGCGGAGACGGGGAAGGAUUAG
Molecule: messenger RNA, 717 nt
Organism: Closterium sp. NIES-65
Lineage: Eukaryota; Viridiplantae; Streptophyta; Zygnematophyceae; Desmidiales; Closteriaceae
Source: the annotation of a GenBank genome assembly